Pseudopipra pipra is the source of this 814-nucleotide messenger RNA. It is a transcript of the gene ACBD7, whose product is annotated as acyl-CoA binding domain containing 7. Bases 347 to 613 code for a protein of 88 amino acids. The transcript is spliced from 4 exons. Gene Ontology annotation, molecular function: fatty-acyl-CoA binding. Gene Ontology annotation, biological process: fatty acid metabolic process. The record is from RefSeq and is a predicted model, not a curated record. NCBI's taxonomy places the organism in Eukaryota, Metazoa, Chordata, Aves, Passeriformes, Pipridae.
CAAACAAAUGGCUUGAGAAUCCUGCUGUAUCGCUGCUCUCCAAGCCUGGUGACCUAAUCCUCAGUGGUAUGGAAACGAGCUCAGGCUUUCUGAGGAAACGACUGUGGGCUUAGUGCUCACUGCCCCCACCGCCCCUUCCCUGGGGUUCGCAGCCGCUCAGCUGUGCCGGCAGGGCCCGGGAGGCGCAUUGGGAGCGAGCCCGUGUCGUGCCUCAGCCGGGAGCUGAGGUCACUGGGACCAUCCCAGCGCCACCGCGCCCGCGCCGCGGGAGCCCUCAGGCAGAGGCGCCGCGUCCCCGCCGCGGAAGGAACGAGGCCGCUCCCUGGGCAUCCAUCCUCGCAGCAUCAUGACUCUCCAGGCUGACUUUGAUGGUGCUGCAGAAGAUGUAAAAAAAUUAAAAACAAGACCAACUGAUGAAGAACUGAAGGAACUAUAUGGAUUCUACAAACAGGCUACCGUUGGAGAUAUUAAUAUUGAAUGUCCAGGAAUGCUAGAUUUGAAAGGCAAAGCCAAAUGGGAGGCAUGGAACCUGAAAAAAGGUUUAUCAAAGGAGGAUGCCAUGAAUGCCUAUAUCUCUAAAGCAAAAGCAAUGGUAGAAAAAUAUGGGAUCUAGAAUAUUCAAGUAAUUCCCACUAAUAAUUAACUCUUCAGUAGCUAAUGAACUAACUCUGUUGAGAACACUGCAAUACUAACUCCUUACUGUGUAGUCUGACUAAUAUCUUUUAAGCAUAAGCUGACUGUAAAGGGUAUUUAUAUACAUACUCUAUUUUUAGAUUGUAUCUUAUUCUAAAUAAAUUUGAACCUAAUAAAUUAA